This is a messenger RNA of Xiphias gladius (swordfish), 4334 nucleotides long. It is a transcript of the gene lamp2, whose product is annotated as lysosomal-associated membrane protein 2. Gene Ontology annotation, cellular component: membrane. Lineage: Eukaryota; Metazoa; Chordata; Actinopteri; Istiophoriformes; Xiphiidae. The record is from RefSeq and is a predicted model, not a curated record. The coding region runs from base 169 to 1428 and encodes 419 amino acids. The transcript is spliced from 9 exons.
ACACCUCUUCACGGUUUGACACACUGGUCCCUGUCAUGUGACUUACAUUUUCUGGUACAGCCGGCGGCGGCCCUGCUACAGCUCAGACACCGCUGACUGAGCGUCCCUGCUGGGCAGUUUUUUUCCACAUUCUCUCCGGUGACUGACACUCCAAACUACCAGGCGACCAUGUCCCGAUAUACUGCAUUUGCUUGGCUCCUUGCCUUUGGGAUCGUCUUCCAGCUGUCACAUGGCGUUGAGGUGAAUGUGACAGACAAAGAGGACAUGUUAUGCCUCUAUGCCAAUCUGAAUGUCAGCUUCUCGGUCUCCUAUGAAGUUGCUGGCGAUAGGAAUAAAACAAUCGAGUUUACACUUCCUAAUGAAGUCACGACAGAUGGAAGUAAAUGUGACACUACAAGCUCAACGCUGAAGCUUAAUUUCGGAACGGGGCACUCCUGGAGUGUGAACUUCGUCAUGAAUGGAAAAGUGUACCAGGCAGACUCCAUCACCUUUUCCUACAAUCUCAGUGACUCAACCCACUUCCCUGAGUCUUUAUCAAAUGAAACUGUUUCUGUGACCAUGAAGCCUCAGAUUACAAAUGUAGGCGUGGAUACCUGCUACUCAUGUAAGAGUAAAGACAUGAUCCAGGCUGAUUUGGUCAAUAUGACACUGUCGGACGUGCUCAUACAGGCUUUUGUCAGUAAUGGCAGCAAGAGUGAAAACAUAACCUCUUGUAGUGCUGAUCAACCCACAACCCCUGCUCCGCCCACUACUCCCGCCACCAGUACAGCCACUGCAGCUCCUGUCACAAACUUCACUUCCACUGCCCCUCCUCCUACCACCACCCCGACCCCCACCCUCCCCACUCCUACCACUGGGAAGUACAGCAUCAAGUCGGAUAACAGCACAUUCUGUCUGUUGGCCAACUUUGGCCUGCGGAUUGGUAUCAAGCAAGGAGAGAAAUAUCAGGAGAUGAACCUCGAGCCCAACAUGACCAAAGUCUCUGGAUCAUGUGGAGUAAACAGCAGCGAGCUGCAGUUGGUGUCAAACACGAUGACCAUCAUGUUCACCUUCACCAAUAACACAACGAAAUUCCAACUACAUGCUCUCAACUUCACCGCAAAGACAACCUCUGGUGUGGAGUUUUCUGAGGUUAACACCAACCUGAGUCUGUGGGAGGCAGCUAUUGGCAGCUCCUACAUGUGUAACAAGGAGCAGAACUACACCAUCACCAACGUGCUCACCCUCUACACCUUCAACCUACAAGUGCAGCCCUUUGGAGUCACGAAGGAUGUUUUCAGUACAGCUGAGGAAUGCCAGGCCGAUGCGGAGAGCUUCCUAGUUCCCAUAGCUGUCGGAGUUGCCCUGCUUGUUCUCAUUCUUAUCGUUCUGCUGGCCUAUUUCAUCGGGAGAAAGAGAAACAUGGCCACCGGCUACGAGUCUUUCUAGUUAAAUUUGCUUCAUUUGGAUCUUUAUGCUUUACAAAGGAUAGUCAGUGAAUCGCUGCCUGUUUGUCUCGCUGCCUUUGACUAAUUGUGAAAAAUUACCAACGUGUUGUAUUGAUGUUUCCAUGUAGUGUUUAGUGCUUUUGACUGCAUGACUGUAUUCGUAAAGGAAUAGUUCCACAUUUUGGGAAAUGCGCUCUACAGAAAUACGAUAUUUCUCUCACGUCUGUAUGAUAAAUAUGAAACUGCACAAUCUUAGUAUUAUCUUAGCACAAAGUCUGGUAAUGUGGAAAUGGCUAGCCCGGCUCUGUCCAGAGGUAACAAAAAUCUGCCUACCAGCACCUCUUAAGCUCAUUAAUUAACAUGUCAUAUCUCAUUUGUUGAAUCCAUACAAAAACAGUAGUGUAAAAAUUUUACAGGGCUAUUUAUUGGCCAGGACCUUUACCACCAUGGCUUACCGAUGAACGGCAUCAAAUAAUUUAUUGAAACGGCGCGAUAGAUUUUCCAAAUUUUUUUUUUUUUUUUUUUUUAAGACUGACUGGAUAAAAAUCUGAUAUUAAGAAUAAUUUCAGGGCAUUUGUGAUGCUGCAGAAAAAUCUGUUCGCAGUUUUACAGCCGCCGUUUUUGUAGUCGUUUUGGUGCUAGUGUGCGUCAUGUGAUCCUGUAAUACCGAGCGUGGCCACAGUCUAUGGCGCCGUUCCUGGGGGUUACCGAAGAUUCUAGUUGCCGUAAUCAAUACGCACUAACAAAACAAAAUGGAAAGACGAACGUUAGCUACAGUUGUUUGCUACAAAACUAUUAAUGUCCACUAUAUAGGAAUGUGAUCUGGACAAAGUGUAAUAACGUUGAUUAACGGUUGUUUUACUGCAGAAUUGGACUUGUGAGGAUUAAAUUAUAACCUGGUAUAUCUGUUGAAUUUCAAAGUUUAAUUACCUUUAAUAACAGACUUUGGUGGCACGUCGGCUCCUUUCACCAACAAGUUGGAUAUAAAGGAGCCACAAAGUGUCACUUUUACACCUCAGUGUUUGUACGGACUAAACCAACAAGACAUAUAACAUGUUAGUGAGCUUUAGAGGUUCUGGCAGGCGGAUUGUGUUACCUUUGGAGGCGCCCGGCUAGCUGUUUCUGUCUGUUAGCCGUCUUCAUGCUAAGAUAAGAUAAGUAGCUCAUGGCUGCAGCUUCAUAUUGAACAGGCAGACGUGAGAGUGGUGUUCUUCUCCCUUUACUGUGAGCGAGAAAGUAUUCUGUGUAUUUCCCAAAAUAUUGGCCUGUACCUUGAAUGCUCAUAGAGAAUAAUAAGUCCCGUCUACUUGAGUGAUUUCCUUUUUGUGCUUUCGGAAUAUUUAACGCCCCUUUUCCUCCAAUCUACACCACAUUUACAUUGUUGAUUCCACUUUUUGUAGGUUCUGACCUCCUUUCUCGCUGCUUCUCCCCUCUGUGUCCUUCUCUGAGUUGUGUUUUCUGCCGACUAAACCACUAACCUGCUGUCUCUGUCUCCUUCUUUCUGUCUGUCAGCUUUGGAAUGCUUCCUGGACUCUGAUUUGAGCUUUUUGGUGCCCAUUGCAGUGGGUGUGGCGCUCAGCUUCCUAAUCAUCCUUGUGCUUAUCUCUUACCUGAUUGGCCGGAGGAAGAGUCGCACUGGCUACCAGUCUGUAUAAUCCAACCCAGCUGCUUCUGCCUCUUACACCCUUCCAACCCUCACAGCUCUUAAAAGGCACCUUCCCAGCCACCUCCCUGCCCGUCAAGCACAUCAAAAGUGCCCCAAAUUUCUGCUUUGUUUUCUGUUUCCCGUGAGGCAGCGUCUCCCUAAGAAUAACCUUUAGCUUCUUUCUCGUACCAGGUUUAAACUUUAUCCCAGCAACCACCCCACUGGUUUCCUUUGUUUUGCUUUGAUGCCAAUGACUGAAUCAAGUACCAAGACAUUUAUGAUCGAUAUUGAAUCGUUUGAAUAUAGAUUGCAUGUUUUAAAAAAUUAAAUUUAUGGCUGUGAGUAGCCGUCCACUUCCUCCCGUCAGACCUUCCCCCCUCCGGAGAGAGAGGCUUUUUCCUCUCGGUUUCUGUGCUGUAUAAUAGUAUAUGUGUAAAUUACUCUCUUGUAUAGAAUGAAUGACAUUGAUUUUUGAUGACGUGAAUGUACGAGCAAGCUAAUAGAUCCACUGUUGUCAUCCAUAUCCCAGAUGCCACUGUUUUCAUAUUUCUUUAACCUUCAUGCAACUUAAAUUAAAAGCUAAAUGAAACUGUUGCACAUAGAGCCAAUUAACUGUAGCUUGAUGAAAGGGACACUAACUUAUCAAGACACUUUACCAGCUUUGGGACCAAUUUUUUUUUUCGGAAAUGUUUGAGGCUAUGUUUUUAUGUCUCUCUCACUCAUGUUGGGAAUAUUUAAGACUUUUUAUUUUGUCAAAAUGUACACUUCUUAUAAAAGAUUUACUUGGGAGUGUUUGGUGAAUUAAUUAUAAUGUUGAUCGUUUAUCAUCGUAUGUCAUUUCAGAAAGUUUAACAUAUUCAUAUUUGGGCCAUUGGGUAGUGGGUCUCAGACCUGGUUUAAAUUUAUACCUACCCCAGGCACCAGAAAUCAAACUUGGUUGAAUGUAUGUUAGUAUGCUCUUGAUUUAGCAAGUAAACACUGGUUAGAGUAAGGUCCCUACGCUACCCUCCUUUGACGGUACAGGGACAUUAACGGCAUGAGCAGAUCAAGUAAAGUCACACCAUUUCAAUUAUACGAUCCUCGGUUCUCUACAUACGAUCACUCCCCCCUCCCCCGACAGUUUUGUGCCUUUCUGUUGUGCACCUCUUGAGUUGCUUGCUUGAAGCUUGUCCCCAUCUGAUGAAGAAUGUGACAUGGCGAGCUUGUCUAACACAAGCGUGGGGGAACAGGUUGAAUAAAGUUUCGUUCUCGUUUUGUAUCAC